Messenger RNA from Ilyonectria robusta, 666 nucleotides. RefSeq lists its product as uncharacterized. Gene Ontology annotation, molecular function: voltage-gated proton channel activity. The transcript is spliced from 3 exons. Lineage: Eukaryota; Fungi; Ascomycota; Sordariomycetes; Hypocreales; Nectriaceae. The record is from RefSeq and is a predicted model, not a curated record. Gene Ontology annotation, cellular component: plasma membrane. Bases 1 to 666 code for a protein of 221 amino acids. Gene Ontology annotation, biological process: proton transmembrane transport.
AUGCCCUCAACCGGCGCGGAACGUGGACCGGCCAGCGAUGAGGAGCAACCGCUGCUAGGGCACCACACGAAGCUGAGGUUCCCAUCUUUAAAUCUUCAGCAUUGGUAUUCGCACUCGCAUAGUCGUGAGCAGUGGACUCUCCAGAAUACCAAGCAGAAGGUUGCGGAAUUUCUCUCCUCAAAAUAUGGCCACUACUCUGUCCUUACCCUGGUGUCUCUUGAUGUUCUGAGCAUGAUUGCUGAUUUUAUUCUCAAACUCUUCAAAUGUGAGCAGGAAAAAAGCGGAGCCGAUUGGGACUUGGCUUUGGAUGUUCUGGGCUCCAUGAGCUUGGUCUUCUCGUGUCUCUUCAUGCUUGAAUUAAUUGCUUCCGUUUGGGCAUUUGGUUGGGGUUAUUUUAAAUCCUGGUUCCACCGCUUUGACGCAUUUAUCGUUGUCGCGGGUUUCAUCAUCGACGUUGUCCUGGUUGGUAUCAUAGAGGAGAUUGCCUCUUUGAUCGUCGUCAUGCGUCUCUGGCGAGUCACGAAGAUCGUCGAGGAACUCAGCCUUGGUUCUCAGGAGCAAACCGAAGAUUUGAAGUGCGAGAUGGAUGAACUGAGGGAGGAGAAUGAAAUGCUGAAGAAGGAAAUUUCACGUUUGAGGACGACUGAAGAGGGUGCAAGUCCUUAG